This is a messenger RNA of Larimichthys crocea (large yellow croaker), 1583 nucleotides long. RefSeq names its product complement component 1, q subcomponent binding protein (gene c1qbp). The transcript is spliced from 6 exons. NCBI's taxonomy places the organism in Eukaryota, Metazoa, Chordata, Actinopteri, Sciaenidae. The record is from RefSeq and is a predicted model, not a curated record. Gene Ontology annotation, biological process: cytosolic ribosome assembly. The coding region runs from base 148 to 1014 and encodes 288 amino acids. Gene Ontology annotation, cellular component: mitochondrial matrix.
CUACCUCCGGUUCAGAGGUCAUAGUUGUGAGAGGUCAAUGUGUCCUUCCACACGUGUUUUCUGUCGGUAACCGGGAGCUAACCGGCACUUGAGAGCUGUCACACUCAUUCACCGUGUCGUUACACGUCUUUAUAUCCCUCCACAGUCAUGCUGAAGUCGGUAGUCCGUGCGGUCGGAUCCGCCGUUCGCCUUUCUUCCGCCACCUCCACCACAGCCCGAGCUCUGCCGCGCCUCUGCCCCACGAUGUGCCCUCCGAGCUCGGCGACAACUCGGCCCUUCACCCGGUCCCUCUGGAUGCUGAAUAACAACGGAGCCUCGUCGGGAUACAGGCCGAAACUGUUCACCUCGAAAGCGUUCAGCCCCUCGGUGUCGUGUGGAUGUGGAGGCCUGCACACAGAAGGUGACAAAGCGUUUGGCGAUUUCCUGUCUGAUGAAAUCAAAGAGGAGAGGAAGAUCCAGAAAGGCAAAGCCCUUCCUAAGAUGUCCGGAGGAUGGGAGCUGGAGAUGAACGGCACGGAGGCUAAACUCACGAGGAGUCUCGGCGGAGAAAAAAUCACUGUCACAUUCAACGUCAACAACAGCAUCCCUCCUAACUUUGAGGAAGAAAUCGAACAAGGACAGCAGAAGUCAGCAGAAGAAGAGCCCGAAAUUGUGUCAACGCCCAACUUCGUUGUUGAAGUAACGAAGCAGGCUUCCAAACAUUCCCUUGUGUUUGACUGCCAUUUCCCUGAAGACGAGAUGAGCCAUGGUGAGGGAGAAGAGGAGAGCGACAUCUUUGCCAUCCGCGAGGUCAGUUUCCAGCCUGAGGGAGACACUGACUGGAAGGAGACCAGCUAUACCCUCAACACAGACUCUCUGGACUGGGCCCUGUAUGACCACCUGAUGGACUUCCUGGCUGACCGAGGGGUUGACAACACCUUUGCUGACGAGCUGAUGGAGCUGAGCACCGCUGUCGAGCAUCAAGAGUACAUCAAGUUCCUUGAAGACCUCCAAGGCUUUGUCAAAUGUAACUAAAUGUUAGCUAUAGUCAGAAUUAAACACAGAGAAUGGCAGUUGGAGGUGAGAUGAUACAGUAAGACUAAAGCAAAUGUUGCAGCACUGAUUGAUCAACAGAGACUGACGAUGACUUGCUUUAGUGUCUGUGACAGUGAGCCUGGUUGUGAGAAGUUGUCACGUUAAUACUUGUUCUCUUUGUUAAGAUGUGAGUUUAUUUUUUUUCUGUAAGUUAAAGGAGGCAGUUUAAAUUAAAUAUAUGAAGACCAUAAAUAAUGCAGGUCAUGACAAUGUGCAGAAACCUGAGACUCAAUUUUAGUCUUUACUGCAGGUGGUUUCAUGUGGUCCAGUCAAUAUUUGUGAAUGUCCAACUCUGUCCUAAAGCCAACAAAAAGACAAUUUGUGUCAAGUCAAACUUCGAUGUGACAGCUUCUGAUUUUACAAGUUGACCCAUCCUGCUUUGAGCGAAUGGCGAAGGAGUUCAUGUUGACCAGUAUUGAUUCGACUCUGUCAGACCGUCAUAUGAAGUCUGAAUGUGUCUUCACAGAACGGACGAUCGGUGUCUAAUAAACCAGUUUGAUAUUAAUGGA